Chaetura pelagica (chimney swift) is the source of this 1596-nucleotide messenger RNA. It is a transcript of the gene GPR176, whose product is annotated as G protein-coupled receptor 176. Gene Ontology annotation, biological process: G protein-coupled receptor signaling pathway. The transcript is spliced from 3 exons. Gene Ontology annotation, cellular component: plasma membrane. NCBI's taxonomy places the organism in Eukaryota, Metazoa, Chordata, Aves, Apodiformes, Apodidae. Bases 1 to 1596 code for a protein of 531 amino acids. The record is from RefSeq and is a predicted model, not a curated record. Gene Ontology annotation, molecular function: G protein-coupled receptor activity.
AUGGGGAGCGACAGAAGCUGGGUGCCGAGGAACGGGAGCGCCCACGGCCCGUACCAGGCGGUCAGCAGGGCGCUGCUGCUCAGGAACGGCUCGGCGGGGCCGCUGGCGUGGCCGGCGGGGAACGGCAGCGCGGCCGCGGGGGGCCCCGGGCCGGGCCCCGAGCCGGGCCCCGAGCAGACCUACCGGCAUUUCACCACCACCGUGCAGGUUGUCAUCUUCGUAGGCUCUUUGCUGGGUAACAUCAUGGUGCUGUGGUCAACUUGCAGAACAUCGGUACUUAAAUCUGUAACAAAUCGGUUCAUUAAGAAUUUGGCCUGCUCGGGGAUCUGUGCCAGCCUAGUCUGUGUGCCUUUUGACAUUGCUCUUAGUGCCAGUCCACACUGCUGCUGGUGGGUCUAUACGAUGCUCUUCUGCAGAAUUGCUAAGUUUCUGCACAAAGUCUUCUGCUCAGUGACUAUCCUUAGUUUUCCAGCCAUAGCACUUGACAGGUACUACUCUGUUUUAUACCCUCUGGAAAGAAAAAUAUCUGAUGCAAAGUCCCGAGACCUGGUUAUAUAUAUCUGGGCCCAUGCAAUAGUGGCCAGCAUUCCAGUAUUUGCUGUGACUAAUGUGUCGGAUAUUUAUGCCAUGUCCACCUGCUCUGAAUCUUGGAGUUACUCCCUUGGCCACCUGAUAUAUGUCAUCAUCUAUAACAUCACCACUGUGAUUGUACCAGUGGCUGUGGUAUUUCUCUUUAUGAUUCUUAUUCGUAGGGCACUGAGUGCCAGUCAAAAGAAAAAAGUCAUCAUAGCUGCCUUAAGGACCCCUCAGAAUACAAUUUCGAUCCCUUAUGCCUCCCAGCGAGAAGCUGAGCUUCAUGCCAUGCUGCUUUCCAUGGUCAUGGUAUUUAUUUUCUGCAGCGUCCCCUAUGUGACUUUGGUGAUUUACCGCACCAUACUCAAUGUAUCAGAUAUUUCAGUCUUCUUGUUCCUCACUGCCAUUUGGUUGCCCAAGGUCUCUUUGCUGGCCAAUCCUUUGUUAUUUUUAACUGUUAACAAAUCUGUACGGAAGUGCUUAGUGGGGACAAUAGUACAGCUGCACCAAAGGUAUAGCAGGAGAAACAUGGUCAGCUCGAGUGGUGUUGCAGAUGCUAAUCUGGAGCCCAAUGUCCGUUCGGGGAGCCAGCUUCUGGAGAUGUUUCAUAUCGGGCAACAACAAAUCUUCAAGCCAACAGAAGAUGAGGAGAAUGAGACUAAAUCCAUUAGCUCUGGUGACUUUCAGCAGAAAGAAAUUCCUACCACCAGUUUAGAGGUGGGAGAGACUUUGGCUCACAAAUUCAUACCACAGACAAUUGCAGAUUCUGCAGCUCAGAUGGCAUCAGCUGUGCCCACAGAAGCUGAUACAGUCAACGAUAAGUAUUCCAUGCAGUUUGGUUUUGGACCCUUUGAGCUGCCUCCACAGUGGCUCUCAGAAAGCCGAAGCAGCAAGAAGCGGCUCCUGCCUCCUUUGGGGAAUACCCCUGAGGAGUUAAUCCAAACAAAACAGUCUAAGUGUAAAGCAGAAAGAAAAAUCAGCAGAAACAAUAAAGUCAGUAUCUUUCCCAAGGUGGAUUCUUAG